UAUUAUUGUCUAGUUUAUAAAGGUGUCAGUACUUAUGAUUACAUAAUGCAACAAAGAACAAGAAAUGAACAAAAUAAUAAUAAUAACUCAUCUAAUAACUGUCUGUACAGGAACAGGGUCACUCCCCUACUGGAAGAAGGUGGCGGCCAUUUUAAAAUGGCGGAAUCAUCUUCAAACAGUUCCUCAAGUUCAGCUGGUAAGAUGACAUUUGGUCGGACCCCGCCCCCUUCAGUUGAAGGUGAUAAUGAAGAUUACACUAUAUCCCAUAGUGAAGAACAUGCUGACUUAGCAAGAAACCAAUCUGGGAAACAUCGGACUGGUAACCAUGACGAUGAUGAUUUUAGUAACCGUCGUAACGUUCAAACACCCUCUCAAUUUGAAUCUUCACAAGACGUGGUGUUUAAUUAGUAAGUGAAAUAAUAUUAAUGAUACUUUUA
Messenger RNA from Amphimedon queenslandica, 437 nucleotides. RefSeq lists its product as uncharacterized. The record is from RefSeq and is a predicted model, not a curated record. NCBI's taxonomy places the organism in Eukaryota, Metazoa, Porifera, Demospongiae, Haplosclerida, Niphatidae. The transcript is spliced from 2 exons. The coding region runs from base 46 to 408 and encodes 120 amino acids.